GUCUUUUUCCACAUCAGUCACCACAUUUAUACUGUAUUUUAUACCAUUUGCGGACUACUUGCAUAAGUUUUGUUGUUUAUAAGAAGAAAAUACACAACAAGACCGGAAGGAGAGAUUGGUGCAAAAAUGAAGGAAGAGAGGCAGCAAAGGGAGGGGAGUGAGGGAGGUGUGUAACAAUUUCCUGUAGUUGCAUGCUGAUCUGCGUUUCUGAACCUUCCUCUCUGAGUCUGUUUCUGUCAGAGUGAAGACCACAGACGAAGCUGAGAGGAACAGGAUGCAGGCUAUCAAAUGUGUGGUCGUGGGAGAUGGAGCUGUGGGAAAAACAUGUCUUCUCAUCAGCUACACAACCAAUGCCUUCCCCGGGGAGUACAUUCCUACUGUAUUUGACAACUACUCAGCUAAUGUGAUGGUGGACAGCAAGCCAGUCAACCUGGGCCUCUGGGAUACAGCUGGACAGGAAGACUAUGAUAGGCUCCGCCCACUCUCCUACCCACAGACGGAUGUUUUCCUGAUCUGUUUCUCCCUGGUGAGCCCAGCGUCCUAUGAGAACGUCAGAGCUAAGUGGUACCCGGAGGUUCGCCACCACUGCCCCUCCACACCCAUCAUCCUGGUGGGCACCAAGCUGGAUCUGAGGGACGAGAAGGAUACCAUUGAGAAGCUGAAAGAAAAGAAGCUGGCACCAAUCACCUACCCUCAGGGCCUGGCUCUGGCUAAGGAGAUAGAUUCAGUGAAGUACUUGGAGUGCUCGGCUUUGACCCAGCGUGGUCUGAAGACUGUGUUUGACGAGGCCAUCCGGGCCGUGCUCUGCCCUCAGCCCACCAAGGUCAAGAAGAAGCCCUGCUCACUGCUGUAAAUGAUUCUUGCAGGACCAGUAAGAAGAGAGAAAGAGAUUGAGACAGCUGACCCCGGGUUAAAAGAAGACAAUUUGAAAGUUCUGUUAUGUUUCUAAUAGAAAACUACAACUAGAUUUCCACUAGUUUAAAAAAUAAUGCAUUUGCAAUUAUAAUAAAACGGUAGCAAAACUUUCUGUACAGCAUACUCUGAGACUGAUUUUAAAGUGCAUUAUAGAUGAUGCACCAGGUAGAAUUUCUCUGUAAAAUAUACAAAUUUAUCAGAAUAAAUCACUAAAUGUGGAUGCAACAGACUGCCCCAGUUCACACACUAUAGAUUCAUCCUGUUAGCUUAAAUGUAACACCGGCAGCAGCAUGCUAGCUUUAUCCAGUGUACCAGACUUCCUGCAUACCAGACUACAUCUCGCUGCCCUUUUGGGGCCAACAAUAUAUACAGGUGUCUUGUGCAGCUUCAAAUAAUGAUGAUAUUUGUUAUGGAGUGCAAACGUGGUGUUGCAAUAAGAUUAGUUCAUAAUGUCUCACGAAUAUUGUUUUGAAAGUGACAAACAAUGAUAAAACAUAAGGAUCAGGAAUGUAAUUUUUGUAUGAACAGGGAGCUGAACAAUGUUGUAUUUGAAUAAAGGUUAUUAACAAGGGUAUUAUUUGUUGUGAUAUUAAAAUAAAAGACAUGAUCAAGUAAAAUA
Molecule: messenger RNA, 1534 nt
Organism: Siniperca chuatsi (mandarin fish)
Lineage: Eukaryota; Metazoa; Chordata; Actinopteri; Centrarchiformes; Sinipercidae
Gene: rac2
Product: Rac family small GTPase 2
Exons: 7
Coding region: 275-853 (192 amino acids)
Biological process (GO): small GTPase-mediated signal transduction
Molecular function (GO): GTP binding; GTPase activity
Source: RefSeq, a predicted model, not a curated record